CAACUCUCGUCAUCCCCUCCACCUCCAUCCUCAUCCACUUCUACCACACACGCAGUCUCUCAAAACCCUCAAAAAUCCAUUUCUCAUCCUCUUCAAUUUCUCAAUCAUGCUUCUUCGUGCUCCUUCGGCCGCCAUCUCUGUCUCUAACUCUCGAGGGGAGAAUUUGGUUCCUCUCUUUUCUGCUUCGUCGUCCUCGUCGUCUUCGAUUCUUAGGCUUUCUCCGGUUAGAAAUGGUGGUGGUUUGAUCGUUUCUGCCUCGAAGGGCGCUAACACUCGGCCAUUGACGGGAGUGGUUUUUGAGCCCUUUGAGGAGGUCAAGAAGGAGCUCAGUCUUAUUCCCACUGCUCCUCAAGUCUCGCUUGCUCGCCAGAAGUAUAGCGAUGCCUGUGAGGCUGCGAUUAAUGAGCAGAUUAAUGUUGAAUACAAUGUAUCAUAUGUAUACCAUUCCAUGUUUGCCUACUUUGAUAGAGACAACGUAGCACUCAAGGGUUUGGCCAAGUUUUUCAAGGAAUCAAGUGAAGAAGAGAGGGAUCAUGCUGAGAAAUUGAUGGAAUAUCAGAACAAACGAGGUGGGAGAGUGACGUUGGAGAGUAUGAUUAAGCCCUUGUGUGAGUAUGACAAUGAGCAAAAGGGAGAUGCCUUAUAUGCAAUGGAGCUUGCUUUGUCCCUUGAGAAGCUAACCAAUGAGAAGUUACUUCACUUGCAUAAGGUGGCUGAAGAGAAUGGUGAUGUGCAGCUGACUGAAUUUGUGGAAAGCGAAUAUUUGGGGGAACAGGUUGAAGCAAUCAAGAAAAUCUCAGAGUAUGUUGCUCAGCUAAGAAGAGUGGGCAAGGGACACGGAGUUUGGCACUUUGAUCAGAUGUUGCUUCAUGAGGGAGCAUAAACAAUGGAAUGGAGUUUGCUGCAUAGAGUUAAAGUGCAGUGAAUAUGAAAAUAAAAUGGUUCAGCUCUGGGCUGUGCUUUGGGUAUGGUUGGCUUGUGAUGAUUCUUAGUAGUUUUUAUAGGGAGAUGAUUAGGGGUAGAUGUGUGUUAGAAUUUCCUCUGGUUAACAUGUUAAUGUUUGUUUUGCUUUGGUUUUCAAAGGUUUGUUUUGACGUUGUAAUUGGAGAUUCACUCUUUUUAUUAUUAUCAUUAUCCUAUUUUUGUACCA
Molecule: messenger RNA, 1150 nt
Organism: Cucurbita maxima (winter squash)
Lineage: Eukaryota; Viridiplantae; Streptophyta; Magnoliopsida; Cucurbitales; Cucurbitaceae
Product: ferritin-3, chloroplastic-like
Exons: 8
Coding region: 107-883 (258 amino acids)
Biological process (GO): iron ion transport; intracellular iron ion homeostasis
Cellular component (GO): cytoplasm
Molecular function (GO): ferric iron binding; ferrous iron binding
Source: RefSeq, a predicted model, not a curated record